AUGAUGCCCUACGACGGCCCCCGCGAUUACCCUCCCCCCAUGCCCCCCGUGCCAGAGCGCGGGCCGCCGGGGCCGAAUGCGUACUACCCGUACAGCGCGCCGCCCCCCAGCGAGCCGAUCGCUGCCUAUCCGCCCUACCGCCCAGGGCGCGUGCCGAACGGCGAGCCCCACGGCCCCUAUGCGCCGGUGCACGAGCCGAUGCCGCUGCGGCCGCCGUCGCCGCCGGUGCGGUAUGCGCCCGAGCCGAUGGACCGGCCGAUGGAAUACCUCCCUGUCCCCCGCGGCGCGCCAGACAAGCUGCCGCCGCCGAUGCACGACGAGCUGCAGCACCCGCCGCCGAUGCUGCCCCCCCACGAGCCCGGUAUGCCGAUGCCGAUGGAUAUGCCGAUACGCCCGCCCCCCCGGCCGAGCCGCGAGCGUGCUCCGCCGCCGAUACCGGUGCCGCUCCCCCCCUCGCCCCGUCGGGUGCACGCGAGUGUGCACUCGCGUUCGCACCCCAAGCGCCCCCCGCCGCCGAUGGCGGAGCACGUUGCGUCGAGUGCGUCGAAGCGCGACCGGAAGCGCAAAGAGGUGCUCGAGCGCAUCGACCGCACGCACUGGGAGGGCCUCGAGAACCGGGAAGCCGUCUUUCACGACGCCUACGUCUCGCUGACUUCGAUGUACCACGCCCUGGUCUCGCGUCCGACGCUCGUGCGUGAGUAUACCAUGGGUCUCGCCGACAAGACGCUGGACCGGAAUGCGGCGAUCCGCGAAGUCGCGCUGUACCACGCCUUCCGCAUGGAGCGGAGUCAGUCCACCUAUGCGGUCGAGCGCGCCAAGGUCGAGGACGAGGCGCGCCUCGCGAAACGCAGCGUGCGCGACAAGCUCCUGAAUGUGAUCGAGGAUCGCAAGCGGCGCCUUCAAGACGAAAAAGAGGGCGGCGAGUUUGCCGCCGACUUUCUCCUCGAGCCGUCGCGGCAGCACUCGACGCGCCAGCUGCGCAACAAAGGCAGCACGCCCACGCCGGUGCGCCUCGGCGGCGGCACGCUGGACGAGGACGCGGCGAGCGGGACGCACGCGCUGAGCACCGCCGUCGCACAGCUCCUGAACUGGACGGAGCUGGACGCAUCCGCGGCGAUCGCCACGGCGAGCCGCGACGAUGGCGAGCUGCGCUCGCUGCCGUGCACCAAUGCCGAAGGAGAGACGAUGCAGAUGCCGCUGCACGAGACCUUUGCGUCGCACACGUCGCUCUUGGCCGGCGUCAAUCUGUCGAUGGCCGCCGCCGCCGCUGCCGCCGCCGCCGCGUCCAAGACAAAGAAAAAGGGCGCGAAGCCGACGCACGCGCAGGUCUUCGCUGCUGCCGAGCGCACCGUGAACGCGGACGAGGACGAGUCGUCGACCGCGUCCGGCACGCAGCCCACGACGCCGCUCGUGUCCACCGGCGGCGGCCGCCUGCGCUGGGACACGGCCAAGUGCCUCGCGCAGCUGACCGGCGCCAAGGACUUUGAGGUGGAGUCGGACCUGAUCAACAUCCACAAGAUCGGCCUAAAGCGGCGGCGCAGGUAG
Molecule: messenger RNA, 1545 nt
Organism: Malassezia japonica
Lineage: Eukaryota; Fungi; Basidiomycota; Malasseziomycetes; Malasseziales; Malasseziaceae
Exons: 2
Coding region: 1-1545 (514 amino acids)
Source: RefSeq, a predicted model, not a curated record